AUGGAUCGACUCGAUGACUACUUGGUGGAACUGAUCGUCCAAAGAUCAGGACUUAAAGACGUCCUGAAUUGUUCAGGAACAUGUAAACGAUUCAACACAAUCAUAACCUGUUCAACCGUCAUACAGCUCUUUCUUCACAGACAGCUUUUUGGAAGAUCUUAUCCAUCCACACCACAUGAUCUUAUUUGUUCUUCCGGCGAACGCAAGGCUGGUCUUUCCUUGGCUCAAAAGCUUGCUACCCUGUCGAAAGUCGAGCAUAACAUCAUACGCUACAAACCGCAUCUUCGAUCGUACAAAAUCCCACAUGGUCAAGUUAUCUGUGCUAUUGGAGAUGGCUACAUCGUUACAGUAUUCAAGCCCAAUUUGGAUGUAGACCCGGGACCAGACCAACUAUACUCGUUAGCUACUAUAUGGACUCCCUAUGAAGGAGAACUUAGAGCUAAAGUAGUCAAAGUGGAUUUCAAACCUUGUUCCGACCCUGGAGCUAAAGUUGUAGAUGUCGAAGAUAACGUCAUCAUUUGUAUGCAAGAAUUCCAAUUGGAAAGAGGAUCUCUUUACAGGACUAGAGUAAUUCGCCUUUUCAAUGACGGCGAUAUAGCUCGUCCCUGGCCAUCAGACGAACCCAUCAGUUCAGAGGCGUUCGAAUCUAUGUUGACUCCAAGAAUACGCAUUGGACGAGCAGGAUUAUUAGUGAUGAGUUCAGAUCGCGAGAUCAGAUGGACUAAAUGGACAGAUGGAAGAGAAGCAAAGUGGGGUACGAUUGAGAGCCCACCAUAUCUCAAAUCUCCUUAUUCCGUCAGGGUUUACGGUCAUGAUAUCGUAGGCAUAUUGGGACAAUGCGAAGCUCAGAGCCUCACACAAAGUAUCGAAACGAACUCGGACCCUUGGCCUGUCUGUCGAGAUUAUCUUCUCAUCUAUAAACUCAAUCAUCCAACGAGAGACUCUUUAGUGAGACCGACCCUGAUUCUCCGCAUGCCGUGGACAAGAAAUGAGUAUUCGUUCAUGAUGGGCGAAUCCCUCAUCCAUGGACCACCUGGUACUCUCGCAAAACCGGCUGUCUUGGCCAACUCCAAUAAUGGUCAUAGCGCAGUAAUGCAAGUAGAUGUCGUGCUGGAGGAAGAAGAUGUACAUCCACAGCUUCAAGAUUACCGACCAUGGGGCACCAUCGAUAUUCCUUUGAAGAUCAUCUUUGCCAUGAUGGACAACUUGGAUAAACCUAUCAGUACCGGAAGACACAAGGGAAGAACGAGGCAAAUUCGAUCUACCCGACAAUUCCAUCCAACGACCCCAACGACCGACUCUGAGAUAUCUCAAAUGCUUUCCGCGGAGGAAGAAUUCAAAUGCGAAUGCUGUAUCCGUCUUAAUGAACCUGUCGAACUUUUGAACGGGGUUCGUGUGUUCUCCCCGGAUGAAUGGAUGGACAAAGCUUAUUCAUCAUACACGAGAUCGUUACCCGAUUUGCCCGAAAAUCCUUGUAUCUUUGGAACAAGAUUCAUCGAAGACUAUAGGCAUUGCCAUGAGCACAAAACGACCGAUGGCCAUGUCUUGACGGAAAUCAAAAUGAGAAAUUAUUUAUGCGAAUCUGAGUAUGACACUCAAAAGCCUAUCGCAUUAGGAGGAAUGGGAAAGACGCUGAGGUUACCUAAGGUUGGGAAAGAUACUGGGAGACUCCGAUCGUCCGGCCUUCGUGUUUACAAGCCUAAGAGUGACACAAUGGAUAGGUUCGCUGUACACACAUUCUCGUUGGGACGAUUCAAAAAUAUUCCAGCCAGGGGUCUCAUCGAACACGUAUUCUUCGACGGGGAGAAGUUUGUCUUCGAACACAGUGGGGGUUGGGUCACCAUGUUGGAUUUUGCCUAA
Molecule: messenger RNA, 1860 nt
Organism: Kwoniella shivajii
Lineage: Eukaryota; Fungi; Basidiomycota; Tremellomycetes; Tremellales; Cryptococcaceae
Exons: 5
Coding region: 1-1860 (619 amino acids)
Molecular function (GO): protein binding
Source: RefSeq, a predicted model, not a curated record